Molecule: messenger RNA, 1751 nt
Organism: Podospora pseudopauciseta
Lineage: Eukaryota; Fungi; Ascomycota; Sordariomycetes; Sordariales; Podosporaceae
Exons: 4
Coding region: 267-1427 (386 amino acids)
Biological process (GO): protein N-linked glycosylation; cellular response to oxidative stress
Cellular component (GO): endoplasmic reticulum membrane
Source: RefSeq, a predicted model, not a curated record
AUGAAAGGCCGGCUUUCGUAGCCAGGGGAGCCCCUAGUAGCAAUCCCACUUGCACUGAAGCGAAAAGAUAGACCCCAGAAUCGAAAUUCACAUCACCGCCGUCCAUCUGAAACUACCGAGAUCCGGCCCCUCCGCCGCUGCCACCAAAGUAUAGAUUUCUCUCCGCCUUCUCCCCGUCUCUUGUCGCCUUUUCCAUGGAGUGGUGAAACCCCUCUCAGGUGACUCCCAUUUGCUCUAUGGGUAUAAACUAGAGAGCCAGUGUCUUGAUGUCCAACCUCGCAAUGCCAGCCGCGCAGCAGCGCCGAACAGCAGCAGCAGCAGCAGCGGAUAGCGCACCAGGCGCAAACAGCAACACCACCACCGAUUAUGCCACUCAUGUCACCGGCUCGACGACCACCUCCCCCGCCCGCUCAAGGGCGCAAACUCCUCGAUAUGUCGACAACCCGCCUCCAUACAGCAGCAAGACUGCGACAACCACGGCUGUCUCAACAGCCAUAUCAGCCGAGCCCAUAACCCACCCCUCCGUCACCGCCGAUCACCACCACCACCACCAGCUCCUCCGAGCCGUCACCCAAUCCUCCGGCCCUGUUCCCCCCUCGUCCGGGCAAACCCAAUCCACGUCCGUCCUCCGACCCCGCGUCGCCGUAGUCUUGGGCAUCUCAACCCCAUGGCAGAUUCUCCUCUACAUCAGCCGCCUCGGCUCGAUCGUUCCGGGAUUAUGGCUCGGCCUACCAUGCGUCCUCCGCCUCGUCUACAUGAUCUUUUCCAUUCUGGUCACCAACCAUGUCGUUGUUGGGAACGGACAGCACGGGUUCUCUUUUGGGAGGUUAUCUAAGCCUUCUUCUGCCGUUUCCUGCACCUCACCCCCUUCUGCCCCCACGACAGAGGUACCGCCAACGAGGAUACCAACCACGGGGUUUGACAUUCCCUUUGAGACCAGCCUGAGGAUAACAGAAACGCUGCUCGCUACCAUUUGGUGCGUAGCCUCCUCCUACCUCUCCUUCUUCUUCACCGACUGCCUCAUGUCCCGCUGGCUCCUGAACUACACCCCCCAAGCCACCAUCGUCCGCCUCCUCGCCAUAUCAGCCCUAAACGGCUGGUGCACAUGGGGAGUCCUCUACCUAACCGGCGGCUCCGAGGAUCCCCGUCUGCUGCUACCAGGCUGGAUAGUGAUAUCUACUACCCUCACCCUCCUCUACCACCUAACCCAACGCAAAAUCAACAUCCGCAAGGAAACCCGCGCCUCCAUCUCAGCCUUCUCCAUCGCCUCCUUCACCUCCAUGGUCGCCCUCCUCGCCCAGCUGCACUCCAACCGCACCGACUAUCCCGACAUCCCGCUCGUCACUUUUCUGUCGCAGGUCUGGGGGGUCAUCACGGGGCUGGCGCUGAAGAUUAUGGAGUAUGGGAAUGUGACGAGGGAUCUUUAACACGUCUCUUUCGUUUCACUCUAUUUUGAGCACUUUUCGAGGGAGUCAUCUUGGAUCUUGUCAAGUUGCCGUUCCUGUUUUCUUUUUCUGUUUCUUUUUCUGCUUCUUUUUUCUGUUUCUUUUUCUGUCUUUUCUGGGUUCGAGUUUUAUACCUAUCCUUAUUUCAAGAUUGGGACUGUGGAAACGGUCAAAUGGGGGAAUGGUUCAGGCAAAUGUGGUAGCAUUGGCGUCAUGGUUAUCUUUAGAUCUUGUUCACACGCAAAAAGCAUGGUGAUAAUCCCGUUCGGCUUGAUACAGUAUGAUGGCAGCAAGUCAUCAGUCACA